This is a messenger RNA of Dictyostelium discoideum AX4, 327 nucleotides long. RefSeq lists its product as hypothetical. NCBI's taxonomy places the organism in Eukaryota, Evosea, Eumycetozoa, Dictyosteliales, Dictyosteliaceae. The record is from RefSeq and is a predicted model, not a curated record. Bases 1 to 327 code for a protein of 108 amino acids. The transcript has a single exon.
AUGCAGUCUAGUGAAGCUGAAGAUCAACUAGCUGAAGCUGAAGAUCAACUAGCUGAUCUAAAACGAAUGCAAGAAGAAUACAUUGGAAUUCCAUGGACCUACCAAAAUUUGGAACGUUUACCAAACCCAUUGACAGAUUUGACCAAAGGAUUUACAUUCCUUAGCCCAUCUCCUUCAAUGAAGAAACGUCAUAUCAAUUUGUGCAAUGAAGCUAGCCUAUUCCUCCAACACAUUAUAGAGCUACAAAUCCCACCGGUUGAAGGAGUCCCCUCACCUUUAGUUGGUAUCGGGAAUAUCAAUAACCUAAUCGAGUUAAUUAUAAGAUAG